Molecule: messenger RNA, 438 nt
Organism: Metschnikowia bicuspidata var. bicuspidata NRRL YB-4993
Lineage: Eukaryota; Fungi; Ascomycota; Pichiomycetes; Serinales; Metschnikowiaceae
Exons: 1
Source: RefSeq, a predicted model, not a curated record
GUCACGAUUGUGCUGCCCAAUCUCAUUGACAGGUUCCCUGUGGCGAUUUGCGAUAUCGAGGAUUUUGUUGCCACACAGCUUGGUCGCUCUGUGGAUGUCAAAAUUGUGCACUUGCUCAUAUAUCUUUUCUGGAAAAGUUCUGAUCCGCAGGUCGGACGUAUUCAAAACCUUAGGCUCAUUCAUCGGGGUAGAAUCCACAGCAUCAUGCGGCCAUCGGACUUGCAGGCGAGGCUGCCGCUACUCAAAGACGAGAUCGACAUGUUCCCCACAUUCCAGCUCAUGGUGUCGCCAGCGCCGCACGGCUUGCCAUUUGACAUGUCCAUAGAUGCCAUGAUUCUGAAAGUUGGGACUGGCGCACAAAAAAAUGAAACACCUUCCGUCACUUACGCCGAAGCAAUGGCGAAGUUCUUCAGGCAAAAAACACGGCGGUUGUCUGCG